AUGCUCCGUCUCCUUGAGACGCCCGAUUUAGUCUUGGCGCAAACUGUCAAGUUUUUAUGUUCGGACGACGGCAGCUUUCAUGUUCUCAGGGACAUGGUUAACGAAUCUCCUCCAACGCAGCUUGUUUCAACGUUCAGUUAUUUAAGUUAUUGGAUUUCUGACUCGCUUUCUAAGCACAAAAGUAAAUACAAUGAUACAAAAACGCAGCAAUGUCUCCAAUUACUUAAUUUAAUUUCUACAAAAGUUCCUCCAAUAAUUUUAAUAAAUGGCGCGUUUGAUUUAAACUGGGGAAUUUCUCAACCACAUUGGGCAUUGCACGAAUUCUAUCAACGAAUUAAUAAAAGAAUCACGAUUAUCAGAUCAUAUCUCAAACCACAAUCCGCUUUUGGUCAAAUUUAUCCAUUUCCUCUAAACAGCGAGUUCAAAGAGGACUUCUGGCGUACGUUCAAUCCAAAUCUGUCAAUAGAUAUUGGAACGGACCAAGAUUACAUUUUUGCCGCGAAAAUUCAUUUCAAACGCCUUCUUCGAAAUCGAGUUCCAAUACAAUUAUUUAAACCUUUGCUAGAUACUCCUUCAAUGAAGAAAGUUUUAACCCAAGCAAUCAUUGAAGUUCUCAAUGAAACAAAUGAAAAUCCUAAUAUUACACAUAUACAGUCUAUUUCGACAUUUUCGUUAUUGUUCUUAUACAUUUUUUCAUUCAGCCUCUCAAAUGAUAUCGAUGCUCAAAUGUUAUGCGAAUAUAUCCAGACAUGUGACUAUUUAUCACCAGGACUUGCUCUUGGAAUUAUUUGUCACAUAUCAACAACGAUUUGCUUAUACAAUUACUUGAUGCCGAAAGAAUUCAUCGAAAAUCCAGGAUCAGAUAAAUCUCAUUACGUUAUAUACGACCAUUCGAACGAUACGGAGCUUGAUAGUUUCUUCCAGUCCAUUCCUGAAAUGUUUACAACGUAUUUCAAGCCACCUACAACAAAUCAGAAUCAAGAGAUUAAUUCUACGGUCAAAAACGACAUCAAUUCAUUCCUUACAUACAUACAUGACCCCAAUACGAUGAAAGUACAAAAAUUCAAAGCCAUUUUUGAGUUUGCCAAAAAUCAUGAGAUAACUCCGAUUUAUACAGUUACUAUAAGCUUCUAUGUUAGUUUAAGAUUCCUAAUCAUUGUUCCUAGGAUGUUUGAACACUUCAACAACCCAAAUAUCUGUAAAUUUUUCAUGUCAAUAAUUUCAUUCAUCACUCCAGUCUGUGACACAAGUAUCCAGCAGUUAUUCAACAACCCAGUCACAGAAGACUACAAUAUCAUUGAUAAGAACUUGUAUUUACUCAUCAGAGCCAUAGGAACACGCAUGUUAACAUUAGUAAUAAAUUUGCCAAUGGAAAUAUCCAUUCCUUUCUGUUUGGAUUCCCUCAACAGAUACACAAACACACAGAAGAUAACAGCAGGAGACUACCACCAUAUCUUUCGACGCAUUCUUUCCGCUGAUUUCCCUGUUCUUGGCCCAGCAACAUUAGAAAGCCUCGAAAAGUGUCGUGACAUUGUUAUUUUGUCGAUGUACGUUGAAGCAUUGACGAGUACUGUUCAUACACACACUUGCAAAGGCCGCGACUCGUUGAGGAGUCUGAGACAGAAGAUACUGGACAGAUUGCCAAUACAAGCAGACCCAACAAUGCCUUAUUUGUUGAUUACAGAGUUCAGAGGAACUUCUAGAGAUGAAUUCAAUGAAGUUUCAUGUAACAUUUUCGCUGAUGUCAUUUCCAUGAAGUUGGACAGUCCAAGAGAAGUUAAUAUGAACAAUUGUUUGUUCUGCGUUUUCUCUGCAUCAAUGAGAAAGAAAUUUUUUGCGGAAUAUGUUGUUCAUUUCCUUGAAAAUCACUUGAACAACGACAGAAAAGAUGUCUCUGAACAAGACCCACUUCCUUUGACUGAAUCUGAGAUAUGUAUUCCUUUGGCUCAGAUGUGUCUUCCUCGUUUAUUGACAGAGAAUUUCAUUGACUUGGCAAACGAGUUGUCAAUCAUUUUAGGCUAUCAUAUGAAGAAUGACGACUUGAUGUUGCACUGGCUCACGAAAUUCACUGCUCAAUACAGGCAAUACUUGACACCUGAAGUCAAGAGAUCAUUGAGAACACCAAUGAUUGAUAGAUAUCAGUCAAAACUACCAAAAGGAGUUGAUUUCAAAAAAGAAAACGUUUACGAAUUCGCUGACCAGCUCGUGAAAGCGGAAAACACAAUUGUUUUCGAUGCAGACACAUUGUUCGCUGAAUACACAAGUCCAUAUCUGCUCCAACAAGCCAUUAUCAGAUCAUUCAUUCUGUUAUCUCCACAAUCUGACAUCGGAAUUGUCAAACUUUUGACAAUGCCACUUUACGAAGUCAAAUUCUGGCCGAACAGAAACGAAGGUGUCAUAGAACUUGCCAAAUUAGCAUCGACCAUGAGCACCUCUAUAUUGCAUGACUACUUCAGGGAACUUAUGGGAAGAAGUCCAUGCGAUUCUGCGAUGAUUUCUGGAAGAAUUUUCCUUUCAAUGGUAAGAAUUGAUGUUUUCGAGAUUAUCUGCGAAACAUGUUCUACAUACAUCGAAAAGAACGCGGAGAAGCUCGACUACUUCAUGAGGAUGGCUUUGCCUUCUUUCCACAGAUUAUACGGCAAUCCACAGAGUGCAAAAGAUUUCCUUUGUGGUUUGUUAGUUUCUAUUACACCACAGACACCGAGAUCUCUCCAGGAAGCAGUAAUUGAUGCCGUUGGAUUGAUUUACCUCAAAUUGAAGUUAUUUGAUUUCAGAAAGGAAAUUAUAAACAGCGCAAUGUCAUUUGAACCUGAUUUGAAAGCUGUUUUCGCUUGUUCUCUGGAUCCAGAUAUUGCAAACCAAAGAGUUAGUGACUUGUUCAAAACAAAAGAAGUUCCGUUUAAGAUGAAGAAAUCAAUGAUGGAAAUGAUAUGA
This is a messenger RNA of Trichomonas vaginalis G3, 2934 nucleotides long. RefSeq lists its product as uncharacterized. NCBI's taxonomy places the organism in Eukaryota, Parabasalia, Trichomonadida, Trichomonadidae. The record is from RefSeq and is a predicted model, not a curated record. The coding region runs from base 1 to 2934 and encodes 977 amino acids. The transcript has a single exon.